AUGAAAAUGAGCAACUUCUCCGUGAGCGUCACGCCGAGUAGCAGCCCGAGUGGCAGCAUCCCCAACAAGGGCUGCAACGUAAAUGUGCCAACAUCCCCAAACUUAACAAAUUAUGAACGCGGUCAGAACAUUUUCAUGGGACAAAGCGCAAAUGGUCACGAUUAUAAUUUACCGUCCAACCAAAAUAUGCUGAGUCAUCAGAGCGUUCCGCCCGGCCAGCACCCCUGCGGCAACGCGGGCAAUUAUGACACCAAUUAUGACGCCAAUUAUGAAGCAAAUUAUGAAGCAAAUUAUGGAGCCAAUUAUGAUGCCAAAUAUGGAGCAAAUUAUGACACCAAUUGUGACGUCAAUUACGAUAGCAGCUACGAUAGCAGAACGAACGGCUGCGCGAAUGAAAAUAAAACGAAUUGGCCGAGCGGGAACUCCCUGGGAAGCACACACUGCGCGAAUAGCAUGCACAUCGGACUGAAUAAUGGCCACCCAUCGUAUGUAACUGAUGGGGAACAGAUUUUAUGUCAGGCGAAACUUUUUAUGGCCAGAAAAAAUUUUGACAGCGCGAGUGGCCCCAGCGGAAACGUGGCCCAGGCGGUGAACUGCGGCCCAAGCAGUUUGCAGUCAAGUGGGCACCAAGUUGCGCAGCAAAAAAUGCAGCAAAAAUUGCAGCCGCAUUUGCAGUCAAAUGUGCAGUCAAAUAUGCCGCCAAAUGUGCCGCCAAAUGUGCCGCCAAAUGUGCAGUCCCCCCCGCGCGCGAGCAACAACUUGCGCAAAGUUAACCCUGAGCAGAAGAAUGCAAAUAUGUGCAACUACAGUUUGCAGCACAACUCUGCCCUGAACCAGGAGCAUCAAAUUCUGAGUGCACAGAACGGGUACUGCCCCAGUAGUAGUAACAGCAUGGCGAACGGGAAUAGCCCUAGCAUGUUGGGGGUGCCUUACCAUCCGCACGACAAUCUUUUAACCCAAAAUGUGCCCGGAAUUGGUGGAGCAAAUAUUUGCGCGAAGAACAGCUCUGCCCAAGGACAUUCAAAUGGAAUGGCAAAAGGUACACAACAAAAUCAGGGUGCCAUGGUGAGUAACAAAAUGAAUAAUUCCUGGAAGGGAAACUACGACUUGGGGAAGGGCAUCAGUGCGAUUGCAGCUAAUAAUGUUCUUCCCUAUGCCAAUAUUAUGAACGUCGAAGGUGGAAAAAAGGGGGAAGAAAGCGCAAGAACAACGGGAAGUAAUUACCAAAACGCGGUGGAUGGCUACGAUGGCAGUUAUGUUAGCAAAAAUUACGGCAAUGGUAACUGUAGCGGUAGUGGCCAUGGCAACGUUGGUGCAAGUUGCGUUGGCGGGGCUAACGACCCCGGAGGGAACAGCCACAGUCGCGCUGUUAGCAGCGGUGCAUGCAGGAGCACCCAAUAUAAGGGCAACAUGAUGACUCCCCAGAAUAACAACAGCAGUAUGGGGCUAAAUAUGAGUGGCAAAAAAUCUGAACACAUUUUGCAGAGCAUGAACAAAGCACUAAGUGUAAAUGGCAAAGUGGAGAGGAUGAUGGAAAUUCCACAACAGGGUGCACCCAUAUUGAAUAAUAUCGAAGUGUUAAGCGACUACACUAAAGUGCAAGGUAAUUUUCGUGGAAGCGAGACUAGUGCACUACCUUUUUCAGGUGUGAAUAAGAACGGUGUUAAGUUUGUCGACCCGCGGAAAGGUGUUGACAGUUAUGUGGCGAUGAGCGGCACCCCCUUGGGUGUGGCAAUGGGUAGUGGUAGUGGCAAUGGUAGUGGCAAUGGCAGUGGUAGUGGCAGUGGCAGUGGCAGUGGCAGUGGCAACGGAAUAGGUCCCUACAGCAGUGUGCCAAAUUUUACCAGCGCUGCGGAUCAUGGCAAGCAAGUGAUUGAGGUUAGCAACACACACGGCUCUAAACGUGACGCCGCAGCUCACCAGUCGAAUUUGUUAAGCAGUCACACGGGAGGCGCUUUCCUCGGAAGUGCUCUCUCCGGAAGUAGUAACAUCGAGAAUAGCUUGAGCGCGGGCGGCCCCAACCUGAUCAACCAAACGGGUAGUUCCUGGACGAUGCAAAACGGUAGUGGUGGGAUCGGCAGCGGGGUAGGCAGCGGGAUGGGCAGCGGGAUAGGCAGCGGGAUUGGUAGCGGGAUCAGCAGCGGGAGCGGCCUCUACAGUGUCGGAAGCAACCCCGCGAGCAAUUUCCCCAGUGACCUAAAUGGUUCCGCGCAGGUCCCCCAAAAGAUAGGAAAUUUCAUCACCAGGGGCAAUAAUGCCAACGACCCGUCUAGCAGUAGCAACGGUGGUGGGCACAGCAGCGAUAAUCAUGCGAAUGGGAAUGCUCCGAGUAGUUACCACAGCCACGUUCACAGCCACGUCCACAGCAACAUGAGCAACAAUUUUGCGAGGGACAAUGCUGAAUUUAUAAAGAACGCAAAGAAUGACAAUAAGAGCAGUGAGGGUGGUGACGCCUUUUUUAAUGGGAGUAGCGGCCACUUAAGUGGCGUGCUGCGAGGGGGGACCCCCGGCAGUUACGCAAGUGUGCACGGUAGCGGCUAUGGUGGCGGUCACGGUAGCGGCUAUGGUAACGGUCACGCCAGCGGCCACGGCACCUCCAUUCCAAAUGACAUGUCCAACGUGUCCGCCAAAAAGGCAAACCAGCAGUUUAACGUGAUAAAAAAUAUGAACAUGAUUCAGUCGAGCAACUACCCGGCGAACGCAGCCAACAAGCACGACGUGCAGCAGGUGAAUAACAUGAGUGGCUACCACCAGCCACAUUCCAUGAAAGAGGCCAAUAACGGCAUGACCGGUGUGCUCCCCAGUUCGGUUGGCGGCGCCAUGGUGAGCAGUAGCUUGGUUAGCGGCAACAUGGUGAGCGGCAGCAUGGUUAGCGGCAACAUGGUGAGCGGUAGCAUGGUGAGCGGCGGCCUGGCGAAUAACGGCCAAGCGACUCACUUUAAUCCCUACGGCAAGGUCAACAACAACAACAGCGCCGACGCGGCGAAAGGAUCCUACCCGGAAAACGGUUCCCUAAAUGGAAAUAAAUUUCUAAGCAGCAGUAAGUACCUUAAUGGUAGUAGCACCCUCAACAAUGGAACCGCUCAUAGUGGCAGUUUAAAUGCACCGAAGAUGAGCACAACUGGGGGCAGCAGUAGCAGCAUGACCCCCCAAGGAUCACCGAUGAACACAUCCGACAAGGGUAUUUCUUCCCCAGCGCAUAGCACAAAUGGGAGUUACAGUGCGAAAAAGGCAUUUUACGGUUCUAAGGCGAACACGUCGAAUUUGUAUUCAUCGAAAGGAGGGGAGUAUCCCAUGAGUAGUAAUAACGGGUCGGUCAAGGGCACAGCUGGUAUGUACGCAGGUAGUAGUAAUGGGAACAACAAUGGUAUGCACAGCGGAAUGGGUACUACCCCCAUGAAUGGUCCCAACGGGCAAGUGAACAGCCUGACCAGCGCACUCACCAACACAGCGAACGAAAUUGAUCACCUCACGAACAACCUAACCAAUAGCCUCUCAAACAACAUGACCAAUAAUAUCACCAAUAACUUACAGAUUGUACACAACAAUCAUAUCACACAAAAAAUUAAUAAUAAUAUAUCGAUAAAUUUAUCCAGUGGAAUAAAUGGCAUGAAGAAUGUUAACCUGGCCAAUAUUAAUAAUUUUAAAAAGAACAUUUUUGGCCCAGUGAGCGUGGGGGGGAUGCAGCCAGCAGGGGGGGUGCCUCCGAUGGGGGGUAUGCCUCCUAUGGGGGAGGUGAACAAAGGUGUAUCAAAGUUGGACUCUCCGGAGAAUUUCAGCGACUCUGUGAAGUUUGCCCUGGCUAGCAAUGGCAGCAUGGUUAACACGCACAGCGCAAGUAGUGGUGGUGGGAUAAGCGGCGGGGGAAGCGGCGGCGGAAGCGGCAGUGGCAAUGGCAAUGGCAGUAAUAACGUGUACGCUGGGGAACCCGCUGCCGGGAAGCGGAAUGGAACGCUGCCCAGUUAUUACCUCGUGAAUGGGGGAGGCGUGCAUGGAAGUGGCGUGCAAGGAAGCGGCGUGCAUGGAAGCGGCGCGCAUGGGAACGGCACGAGUGGGACCGCUGUGAACCACGUCGGCGGUGCCCAGAUGAACGCAAACUACGAUCUGCUAAAAAUGAUAGCCAAGGGGAACAACCUGAAUCCAGCAGAUGCAAGAAAAGGCUUGGCGAUGCAGAGACGAGGGGUGCUAGACUCCUCAGGCGCAACGAACCCCUACGGAAACCCAGACAAGUUUAAUGGCUCAGGAUCGCGCAGCUUAGUGGCCACGAGCCACAUUGCCCAAUUGGGCAUGAUGGGAAAGGGGGCUAACGGCUCUGCACCUAUGAACAGUAUGACCAGUUCUAUGUACAACCAUUUCCAAGAUGCACAUAACCAGACCAUCGUGAGGAGCCCCAUGAAAAUGAAGAACGCAACUGCGAAUGUAAUGAGUCCGGGUGGAAGCAUGAACGAUUCAGUGAAUAAUAGGUAUGUCCUAAACAGUGGAAAUGGUGGUGUGGGCUCGAACCACCUACUGAUGAACGAGUCGACGCUGAAUAAUAAGUUAAUGGCUCUGAACAGAAGUGGAGGGAUACCCGAAGACAACGGCCAGAACGGUCAGAAUGGCCAGAAUUGCUACCCUGCAGAGGUGAACGGAAAUCACCUAAGUAGUAGAGACUACAUAAUGAGUAAAGAAAAUAUGGAUUCACAUUUGGGCAAAAAAAGUGAACUGUUAGGCACACCUAUCGGGGGUAGUAGGGGAUCUCCACCCCACUUGGAUAAAAAUGAAUUUCCCUUUGUGGGAAAAAAAAAAAAUUUCAAUGACAUGCAUAAUGGCAGUAAUGGGAUAAUGGCUAGCUCGAAAAGGGGCACUAGCCAGUUAAACAAGGUUAUGCAAUCUGGCAACAUCGUUAGCAGCAGUGGUGAUAAUAGUGAAGCUAUGAAGGCUAUGCACAGGGGAAACAACUUGCCAGGUAUUCACGGCACAAAUCGGGUGCACACGUCUGAGGUGAAUGGUGGAGUCGAUUUGAUGGGCUCCCGUGGCGGUAGCACCAAUGGGUUGAGCAGCCCGAACCAUGUAGCUAUGGCGAACGCGCCGAAUGGAGCGAAUGGAGUGAAUUUUGCUAAUGGAGCGAACUUGGCUAAUGGAGCGAACUUGGCUAAUGGAGCGUUCCCCGCGGAGAAGGAAAGCUUGCGGACGCAAGACAUGAGCAGACUGUACAGCAAAGGUACCUCGAACUAUGGGCAGACGACGAUGAUGCAGCACAGCGGGGGCAGCGAUGUCUACGGCGGAAACGUCCGAAGUGGUGGCGUUGGCGGUAAUUUUAACUUGAACCCACUGGGAAUCCAAAUUGAUCCCAGCGUGAAAAGCAUACGUGGUGGAAGUAACCACCCCCAUGGGGAGCUAUACACUGGUAAGUAUGCCGCUCCAAAUGAUGCGAAUAAGUAUGUGUAUGGCAGUAGGGACAACGGAAACGUCGCGAACUAUGCGUAUGGAGACCACGGGAGGGUGGGUCCCCAUGCUAGUGGAAACUACCCCAGUGUAAAUCUUAACCAGCACAACAAUGGCAGUUUCCCCAAUUCGUAUGAAGGUCUAUCCGAAAAUAGCAAAAGCGGCCAUGGGCAGCACGGGUUCAACCAGGCAAUGGAUGAUGAUCUCACACACACCAACGAUCAGGAGAAUCCCAUUAACUUAAAAAAUAUUAUUAACAUUAACAGUAAUUUUAAUAUGCUAAUGAAUAGCAUGAACAUGGAUGGGGUGGGCGGACUAAUCGGCAUGGAGAGCAGCAACCCCACUGGGGGUAGUUGCAAUGGCAAGGGGGGCAGUAACAACCCCAAUGGGGGUACUAGCAAUCCCAGUGGUGCGUAUUAUGACAGCAGGAGUAGUGGUGCGAGUAAUCAGCUACACAAGGACGGUAUGAACGUGGCUUAUAAGAAGGGGAAUAACUUCUCGAGGAAGGGAAGCAACAACACUGGUACUGUUGGGUCUACCACGGGGUCCUGCUCCGGUGGGUACAGCAAAAUGGUGAAGGAGACCAACGGGAAGAAUAACGCAGUUGGUGUGAUGCAGGGACAGUUGGAGUUAAGUAAUAAUGGUGGAACAAAUGCCUUGGCAGUGAAUUAUUCCAUGCAGAAUGUACUUAGCAAAAAUGGAAAUUUAAAUCACCCUAGGAAUGGGUCAGGUAUCUGCCCUACUACAUCUUCCAAUGGAAUCAAAUUAGAGAACCCAAACAGUUUGCUCUACAGCAUAAGUAGGAAUGUGCAUCUACCAGAUGCUGCGAGCGCCAAAUCGAAAUCUAAGUCGACAGCUGUGAUUGCCACUUUGUUUGAAGACCAUCACAUGUCGAUGGGUGGAGGAAAUGCGGCUCUGAAUGGAGGAGUGGGCAGUGCAGGUGGGAAUAGGAAGAACGGUCUCGAGUAUAAGUUGCAAAGUAUAAAUAAGGAGCAAGUCCAAGUUCCCAUGUAUAGCGGUAAUGGGAAUGGCCUUAAUGACCGGGAACAACUCCCCCAGCUAGCCAAUAUGCCCAUGGGACAGAAUAAUCAAGAGAUGAAACCUAUAUAUGCAAAAGGUUCCUAUAAGAGAAAAAAAGUCGAUGGUGUAGGAAAAUCGAAUGAACAACAGGUGAAGAAUGGUGCAGAUUUGUUGGCUAGUCCUAAGAAGGCAAGAAAAAAGAAGAAUGGUGACCAUGUGAACCAUUCCUCGGGGUCAUCCAAUAAUGAGACAGUAUUGAAGACCCCUCAGAUGGAAAUGAGUAACAGGAAUGGCUCUUACAGGAGUUCCAAGGUACCUAAGGGUAAUGACAAUAAGGGUGAAUGUGCCAACAGUACGCAGUACAUGCCCCCCAGCGGACAAUCGUGUAUCGAAAUUGCGGACGAGGAAGACACGUCGCUUGGGAACGGCGCAGGGGGGAAAAACACGGCCUACGUGGAAGUAACUAGUGAGUGUGGAAUUGCGAGGGAGGAGGGCCACAUUGCACCGGGGGGGAGCGGUGGUAGCGGAGGUAGCGGUGGUAGGACGUACAACCUGCAGAGUGCUGAAGAGCAUCGCGUAGUACCCCACGUGGAUGCAGUGGCAAGAGGAUCAGAAAAGAGCAGCAGAUGGGCAGGUACUGCAAAGGGUGCAAAUAGCAUCAAUCAUGAAAGUCCAAAUAUCGAAUAUGUUCAUUCAGCUUAUGCGCACACAGGUGAAGGAAGUGUUAAUGAGGUAGGCUCAGCAGCCAUUGCAGCAAGAUACAUUUCUCCUUCUCCUGGUGGGGCAUCUCCAUGGGGAACCCAUUUCAACAAUCCAUCAGGUUCUCACCUUUCCCCACGCAAUUGGGAGGAAGCGGCUAAUGACAAGUGUGUAAAUGGUGUUUCGUAUCCAAGCCGUGGACUCGAUAGGAGUAACAACAACCAAGCGAAGGACGGCACUUCUGCGGAGGAGAGUCUCAACGUGAUGAAUUUCCCCAGUGUAAAAAAUGAUGCAAAGGAUGAGCAGAAGAAGAAUGUCAUCGAAAUGAGCAUUGACAUGUCACUCAAAAACAUAGAGGAGUCCAUUACCAAAUAUAAUGAAUUGAGAAAAAAUAAGGACACGCAAAAUGAGGAAAACGAUGCCGUAGUAGAUGUAGAUAAUAAUGCCACUUUGGCUAACCAGCGUGCCAACUGGAUGAAUGACAAAAGGGAUGAACAUCCAAUCGCUAAGGACUGUGUAUAUACUAUUUAUUCCUCUGUAGAAGAAAUGUUUAACGAACCUGGUGUAGGCAAUUCGAAUGAAGGGCUUGAGGACAGAAAUGGGGAUAGCCGUUCGGGCAAGGCGGACAGCAGGGAACAGAGCAGCCCUGGCGAUGGGGAGGUGUGCGAUAAAUCGAUUGGCGAACCGCGCAUAGAAGCGCCCAUAGAAGUGCCCACCGAAUCGCGCAUAGAAGCGUCCACCGAAUCGCCCACCGAACCGCGCAUAGAAACGGCAACUGAACAGCCUGCCGAAGCGCCGAGCAAACCCAACGCGGAGGGUCAUGCGGCGAACGAACCCCACCAGAGGGAACAAGAAGGGGCAACGAGCAGAAGUGCCAACGAGGGGAACAUCGCGUACGAUAGGAUACUGCUGGACGAUGUGUGUAAGGUGAACUAUGACGAACUGUAUAUGAGUAGCGGCGGGGAUCAUCUGAGCGAUGGGAAGGGAGCAGCAAAGGGGGGAGAGGCAAAGGAGGGAGAAGCAUACCUGACACAGAAGGGACAUGGCGAUAGUAGUACCUCCUUUACGAAUAAUACGAGGAGGAAUAAUCAAACGGUCAUUCUGCCCGUGUAUAAUUUGGAAGGGGGAAAAAGAUUUCACGUAACAAAUAGAGCUUUUAACAUUAUUGAAGAACAAAAGGAGGAUAAAAAGGUGAAAGAAUUUGAGGAAGGUGAUUCCACUACAAGCGAAUUGGACGAGGAGAAUCGGGAUAGCGAAGAACAGGAUGAGAAGGGGACUGUGCAUUAUGCGUGUGGAAGAACCACAGAAAAUGGAGACCGCCCAUUUGAUGUGGUUAAGAAUUGUGUCAGGGAAGAUGAUGACAGUGAUUACACCCUCAAUGAGGAUGGCGGCAGUGAGGAGGGUACCAAUAAGGAUGGCGGCAGUGGGGAAGGCCCCAAUAAGGGCAACUGCAGUGAGGAGGGUACCCAUAAGGAUGGCGGCAGUGAGGAGGGUACCCGUAAGGAUGACUGCAGUGAGGACAAAAUUGCGAACGAGCGAAAAGACGGAAAAGAAGAGACACCUCUAGCAGAAACCGUGAAUGAAAAAAAAAGCAAUGUCAUAGAAGUACAUCAUUUUAGGGGAGAGCACCUUAAUGAGCCGAAAAAGUUGACACUCGUUUUGAGCCAGAAGAUGCUGGAUGAACUGGAGAUGAUUUACGAAAAAAUAAAAAAAGUGAAGUGUGAUGAUGGAGACCAAAUAAACUUCAGUGUUUGUAGAAGGAUUAAUAGGGAAGAAUUUACGGCAGUAUGGAGUUACCUAACGGGCAUCAUGGACGGGAGUUACAGGAAGAGCAGGAAAUUAAAAAUUGUUAAACUUGUCAGAUCUAAUAUGCUGCAGCAGGUUUUUUAUGAGAAGGGAGAAAAGCCGAAAAUGCUCACGCUCCAUUUUCAUGUGAACGCCCGCGAGGAAAUGUCCGAUGUCCAGGGAGGCCUUGUACGGUUAGAAACUUCGUUCAUAACAAGUGAGGCCACGAAAAGGGAAAUGGACACUCUGAUCAAGGGAAAUUUCGACAUCACAUUGGAUUCCUUAUCUCUGUGUACUUCAUCAGUUUUUAAUAUGUAUAGGAGUAGCAGCAAUUUCAGUAUGCUGUCUACGUUUCACGGCGAAAUUAUCCAGUUGCACGUUUCCUCGGCGAAGGCGUGCAAGGGGAUCAUAGAACUGCACGAGGAUGCAAGUGGCUUCGAGAACACGGAAAAGAAGUUUUUGAUAACCAUCCGCGCCAACAGCCCAAAUCUUCAAGAAUUUUUUAAUAGUUUUUGUGAGCUCAUUUUUUAA
Plasmodium cynomolgi strain B is the source of this 9462-nucleotide messenger RNA. RefSeq lists its product as hypothetical. The transcript is spliced from 5 exons. NCBI's taxonomy places the organism in Eukaryota, Apicomplexa, Aconoidasida, Haemosporida, Plasmodiidae. The record is from RefSeq and is a predicted model, not a curated record. Bases 1 to 9462 code for a protein of 3153 amino acids.